Armigeres subalbatus is the source of this 1476-nucleotide messenger RNA. Its product is annotated as jerky protein homolog-like. Gene Ontology annotation, cellular component: nucleus. NCBI's taxonomy places the organism in Eukaryota, Metazoa, Arthropoda, Insecta, Diptera, Culicidae. The record is from RefSeq and is a predicted model, not a curated record. Bases 1 to 1476 code for a protein of 491 amino acids. The transcript has 2 exons. Gene Ontology annotation, molecular function: DNA binding.
AUGAAAAAGUACAAAGUUCGAUCUGCAUCUACCAUCUAUGCCAUAAAAUAUGCAAAGGACAACAUUCUCACAAAAAUUGGCCAACAAGGCGGAAUGUCAAAGCGAAAGCGUUUCAAGAAUCCUCGGUACCCACAGGUUGACGAAGCUCUCUACAUCUGGUUUUUGCAAAAACGACAGCGCCACCAACCGGUAAGCCAAGAGAUGCUACAAGUCCAAGCAAAAAAGUUCUUCAACCAGAUGAUUGGAACAGGGGAUUACGGAAGUCGUGGCUAUGUGGAGAAAUUUAUUAAACGCAACGGCAUUCGCUUACUGAAAAUCAGUGGCGAAAAAUUGUCCAGCAAUAUUUCUGUUGUUGAAAAAUAUAAGAAAGACUUUGCUGCACAGAUUCGGGAGGAAGAUUUGUCUCCUUGUCAGAUCUUCAACGCUGACGAAAGUGGGCUAUUUUUCAAGAGAACCCCAACAAGAACAUAUGUUGAGAAAGACGCAAAAUCAGCUCCGGGAUUCAAAAUGAACAAAGAUCGAAUCACAUUCAUGCCUUGCAGCAACAUGGAUGGGUCGCUUAAAUUACCAUUAAUGUUGAUUGGGAAGUCUCACAGACCUCGAGCACUCAAAAAUCUCAAAGAGCUGCCUGUAUACUACAGGGCAUCCAAGAGCGCUUGGAUGGAAAAAGUGCUCUUUAAAGAGUGGUUUUUUGGCGAAUUUGUCCCGAAAGUGACCGCUUUCCUCAAGUCAAAAGGACUUCCCGUAAAAGCCGCCCUUGUGUUGGACAAUUGCACAGCUCACUACAAUGCAGAUGAGCUAAAAACUGCCGAUGGAUCAAUUUUCACCAUAUUUCUCCCAGCAAAUACUACCGCUGUUCUUCAACCGAUGGAUCAGAACAUCAUUCAGAUGAUUAAGACGCGUUACAGGAAUCUGAUGAUGCAGGAAAUUCAAGCUCGUGGAGGAGAGUUGGAUGAUUGCGUGAAGAAGGUCAACAUAAAAGACGUCAUCUUUUGGGUCGCUCAAGCGUGGGAGGUAGUUCCAGCUGACUCGAUUUGCAAAUCUUGGAACAUGCUUUACAAUACCCGUGAAAUCGAGGAUGAGGAUGAUGUACCAUUGUCGGUCCUGAGAGACACGUUGAGAAGCAUUGGUGAGAAAAUAGCACAGGCCGAAGAAAUCGACGAGGAGGAUGCUGAAUUCGAAACGCUGAGCGAUGAUGAGAUCAUCGCAAGUGUUCUUCAUAAAGAUGCUGACGAAGAUAUAUCUUAUGCCGGUGACGACACAAUGCAUUCAAUGUCGACACAGGAAGAAGCAUCACAUUCGGCGAGUUUUGGAGAUGAUGACAAAUAUAUGAACGUGUCGGAUGAAGCAGCCUUAAAUGGGUUUGAUCUGGUAAUCAGAUACGCAGAAGAGAACAAUUGGCCACUGACUACACAAUUCUCGCUGCGCCACAUGCGCAGUAAUGUCAUGGAUAUUGUAAUUCAAAAAGAGCACUAA